Molecule: messenger RNA, 1168 nt
Organism: Ilex paraguariensis (yerba mate)
Lineage: Eukaryota; Viridiplantae; Streptophyta; Magnoliopsida; Aquifoliales; Aquifoliaceae
Source: the annotation of a GenBank genome assembly
CUCUCUCUCUCUCUCUCUCUAAAAAUAAUUGUGAUUUAAGGAUGCUCCUGAGGAGUUCAUCGACUCCGAUCUUGAAUUCAUGGAUAGCCAACUCGGCAGGAUCAUCACCGGAGUCUGAUUUGGUUCCUCGGCAUUAUAGGACAAGAUCGCUGUCUUUGACGGCGGCGUUUGGUUCUGAUGAUCACCAACUGAAGAGUCCGGCAACACGAUCUUUGUCCGAGUUGGAGCUCCGAGAUGCACCAGUGCCGAAGAAGAACAACAGUACAAGUACCAAACCACCCACUACUCCGAAGCCAGCUAAGGUCAAAGAGAACGGAGAACAAGGGGUGGGUCGGCCACGUUUGUCGAGGGCGGUAGAGAGGUUGUUGUCGAGCUCUGGGUUGGGUGAGGCUGAUGAGGAGGGGUGUGUGACGGUGGUGGAGAAGGAGAGGGAUAGGGUGUUGUCGACGCUGGUUGUGGGUGGUGGGAAUGGUGGCGGUGGUGGAAAAGGAUCGGAUGGUGGAGAUGGGUCUGGUUCUGGGUCCUAUGAUUCUAACGGUUGGCAUGGUCAUGAUAGUACGGACGCUUAUUAUCAGACGAUGAUCGAGGCAAACCCAGGAAAUUCUCUCUUACUCUCAAACUAUGCCAAGUUCUUGAAAGAGGUUAGGGGAGAUUUUGCUAAAGCAGAGGACUACUGUGGGAGAGCAAUAUUGGCUAACCCGAGUGAUGGCAAUGUGCUGUCACUCUAUGCUGAGCUGAUAUGGCAGACACAGAAAGAUGCUAGUCGUGCUGAGAGUUAUUUCCAUCAAGCUGUUAAAGCUGACCCUGACGAUUGUCAUGUUCUAGCAUCAUAUGCUCGAUUUCUCUGGGAUGCCGAAGAGGAAGAGGAAGAGGAAGAGGAAGUGGAAGAAAGAGACCAAUAUGGCAUUGACCGCAGGAACCCAUCACCAAAAUUCUUUGAAGGAGCUUCUAAUUGGCCUCCUCUGGCUGCAGCUUCUUAAUCUAAUAACCUUUAUGUGGUCCUCUGUUGUAAUCCUACCAUCGAAGUUGGGGAAAACUAAAAUGUUAAUGUAGAGUUAACUUUUCCUUUUGUUUUUUUUUCCUUCUGUAAAAUAUAAGAGAAAUAAAUUUCUGACAUUAUCCUUCCACAGAUACAGAUUGAAGAAAUUUUCUUUUUUUUUUAAAUUAA